UUUAGCGAACACGGAGGCGAGUGGGGAGGAGCUUGUGGCGGACAGUCACUUAUUGCCGGCGGUGGCUGUGGGAAAGCAUUCGGGAGACGCGAUCAGAGAGUAUGUAAAGGGAUCUAAGAAUCCUACGGCGGUGCUGGGCUUCGGUGGGACGGUUCUGAAUGUGAAACCGUCGCCGGUGGUGGCUGCUUUUAGCUCUAGAGGGCCAAACACAGUGACCCCGCAAAUACUAAAGCCUGAUGUGAUUGGGCCCGGAGUGAAUAUCUUGGCCUCGUGGUCAAUGGCCACCGGGCCCACUGGGCUCCUGCAAGACACUAGGAGGACUCCAUUCAACAUAUUAUCUGGAACGUCCAUGUCUUGUCCCCAUAUUAGUGGGCUGGCAGCAUUAUUAAAAGCGGCCCAUCCCAACUGGAGCCCAAGUGCAAUCAAAUCUGCACUCAUGACAACAGCAUACACUCGGGACAACACCAACUCCUCUCUACGGGUUGCCGAGGACGGCAAGCUUUCAAGCCCAUGGGCUCAUGGAUCAGGACAUGUUGAUCCCCAAAAGGCCCUCUACCCUGGCCUCAUUUACGACAUACGUCCGGCCCAAUACGUCAUGUUCCUGUGCUCCUUGGACUAUGCCAGUGAGCACAUCCAAGCGAUUGUCAAAAGAGCAAACAUAACAUGCAACAAGAAAUUCAAGGAUCCUGGGCAGCUCAACUACCCGUCCUUCUCUGUGGUCUUCCCAGGGUCAAGAGUCGUCCGGUACACCCGGGAACUCACCAAUGUGGGGCCUGCAGGUUCAACGUAUGAUGUGUCUGUUGAAUCACCACCAUCGGUUUGGGUGACAGUGAAGCCGAGAAGGUUAGUGUUCAAGAAGGUAGGGGACAGACUAAGGUACACAGUUACAUUUGUAUCCAGGAAGGGAGUGAAGGGUGCUAUAAACGAGUUUGGCUCCAUUUCUUGGAAUAAUAAUGCAGGGAAUCAAGUUAGGAGUCCAGUUUCUUUCUCUUGGGCCCAACUUUUAUAGUGUGAGACUAUAUUUAUCAUAGUAGUAGGGCGGGUUUAGGGCCUUUGAUCUUGUAACAAUGCAGGUCCAUUGUAUUACUUUCUAGAGUGUGGGUUUCAAGAGUAGAUUGCUUAUCUGGGAAAGGGACAAAUGAGUGGAGUUCUAUUAAGUUUGCUUCUAUAAACAAUUAAAUAUUCACAUUACAUCU
Cuscuta europaea is the source of this 1196-nucleotide messenger RNA. The record is from the annotation of a GenBank genome assembly. NCBI's taxonomy places the organism in Eukaryota, Viridiplantae, Streptophyta, Magnoliopsida, Solanales, Convolvulaceae.